Messenger RNA from Hirundo rustica (Barn swallow), 735 nucleotides. It is a transcript of the gene TMA16, whose product is annotated as translation machinery associated 16 homolog. The record is from RefSeq and is a predicted model, not a curated record. The transcript has 7 exons. NCBI's taxonomy places the organism in Eukaryota, Metazoa, Chordata, Aves, Passeriformes, Hirundinidae. Bases 62 to 664 code for a protein of 200 amino acids. Gene Ontology annotation, cellular component: nucleus.
GCGCCGCCGCCCGGAGCGCUGAGGCUGCUGCACCGCGGCGCCGGAAGAAGACUCGCUCGCCAUGCCAAAGUUACGAAAACCUCAAGGAGGGAAGCAAGAGAAAAAAGUUAUCCAUCCCUACAGCAGAAAAGCUGCACAGCUUGCAAGGGAAGUACACAAACAGGAAAAGAAAGAAAAGUUGAAGACUGACAAAGCUUUGCGUUUAAGUAUUAUUGGAGAAAAACUGCAAUGGUUUCAAAGUCAUCUUGACCCCAGUAAAAUUGAGUACACAAAGAAGGAAGCUGGUGAACUAAUUGAAAAUUAUAUGUGUCGAUUCAAUGCUGAAUUGGAGCAGAUUGAAUUACAAAACAGUAUUAAAGGCAGACAAGGAAGACAGCAUGGUUCACGGGAAACUGUCAUCAAGCAGACAAUAGAACGUGAAAGACAACUCUAUGAGGGCUAUGGAAUAGAAAUCCCAGACAUUAUGAACAGAAAGCAUCUUAAAUUCUUCAGAGAAUGGGAUGGUGAUCUGAGGAAACUGCCGAACAUCAAAAUGAAAAAGCUCUCAGCUAGGGAUGCUGCCUGCAGUCACCCUGAGGUGACAGAUGCAGAAGCAAAAGAAGACUUGAAUGAAGAAGAAAAGGUGGGCCCUGAUGAGCACCAGCUGAUUCAAGAGCUGAAAUAGUGAAGGGAAUUGUAAGAAACAUAUUUUAAUUUUCACCGGAUACAAAAAUAAAAUUCAACUAUAUUUCUAAA